AUGGCCAACAGAUCAUCGAUGGAGAGAAAGGGGAAGGCACUUUUGGAGCCUCAUCAUGUUGCUUCGCAAUUUCCUACUAGCAGCAGAAAUGGGACAAGUUUGCAGCCCCUUGAAGUGAAGAGGUAUCCUAAUCAAAUAUCGCUAAAUAAAGCCCCCCAAAAUCCAAACGCAAAUGCCAUGAAUUUUCCUUCUUCAGUCCUGCUAAAAAAGGCCUUAAGUUCAUUAACCGAACCACCAAAGUCCAAAAGUCCAGGUUCAUCUUCAACAGCUCACCAUGCCAAUCCUACAAGCACCAAUUAUGGCAACAAAAUCCAUACCUUAUCACCCUCUACAAUUCCAACGCAGGCAAACAAUAUCCAUUUGGGGUCUGUUCCAUAUCCGCUAGCACAACCAACUAACGAUGGCCAGGGCUUCAAUAGAUCACUCCCAAGAAACCGGCGGCUCCCGGUGGUUGGCACAAGUGGUAGUGCUGCCUCAGCGCUGCCGUAUUCCAGACCUGGAAUAUUGGGCACUAGUCCAGCAGGCAGCCAGGGGACCGUUGGACCAGUGAUCAUCACGGGACCAGUGCGUAGGAAUGUCCCCACGUUUUCAUGA
Prunus armeniaca (apricot) is the source of this 594-nucleotide messenger RNA. NCBI's taxonomy places the organism in Eukaryota, Viridiplantae, Streptophyta, Magnoliopsida, Rosales, Rosaceae. The record is from the annotation of a GenBank genome assembly.